AUGUCCUCUUCCUCCUCCUCCUCCUCCUCCUCCUCCUUGGCCCCGCCCCUCUUCUGCCCUCGCUGCGGCGACGUUCUGCGGUUCUCGUCGGUACCUGAGCUCCGGGCUCACCUGGUCAGCCGUCACUCCUACGACACGCUGCUGCUUCUUUCUCAGGCUCGGGUCCAGAGCUCCAGACCCGGAACCCUGCUCCCACUGCCCGGACCGCCCAGGACCCGGACCCCCCCCCUGGACCUGGAGCCACGUGGCGCCCCCCCACCGCUGGCCUUCCUGGACCUGGCUUCAUCCUCCGCCUCUGCUCAGCUGCUGGGGAACCUGUUCAGACCCCUGAAUCGGCCCAGACCCCCCACCGUCCUGGCCCUGCCCGACUCCCUGGACCCCAUCCCCAGAAUGGGGCCGCUGGUCCCUGGGGGGUCACUGGUCUCUGGGGGGCCGCUGGUCUCUGGGGGGCCGCUGGUCCCUGGGGGGCCGCUGGUCCCUGGUUCCAGGCUCCUGGUCCAUGUGGGUCCGGGCCUGGAGGAGCGCCUGGGACUGGGACUGGACCGGUGGGUGGCCCGGUCCUGGGCGGAGCUGGAGGAGCGGUUCAGCCGGAGGGCGGGGCGCCUGAGGGCGGAGCUACACCGGAUGGAGGCGGGGCUACAGAGGAAGGAGGCGGAGCUACAGCAGCAGAGGCGGGGCGGAGAGCGGCUGAGGCAGCAGAAGCAGGAAGUGGAGGACAGAGCGCAGUACCUGUCCAGACAGGUCUCAGCAGCGAUGAAGAUGAUGGAACUGAUGAAGAACCAGCUGUCUGAGAAGGAAGAAGAACUGAGACAGAGACAAGAGGAGAUGGAGAACAUUGAUCUGUUCCUGAGAGUGACGGCUGAGAAGGAGGCCGAGGCCAAGUCCCGACUCCAGGUUUUCAUCGAGGCACUGCUGGAACGGGCCGAGCGGGCGGAACGGCUGCUGCUGCUGCGAGGGGGGCGGAGCCUGGACGAUGACAUCAUCACGCACAAGGUGGAGGGAACCUUCUGGAACCGGAGGAGCUACAGCGUGUCAGGAAACUACAGGACGGAGGAACAGCAGCACAGUGGUCUGACUGGGAGGACGAUGUCUCUGGAGUGGAAGGAUGGAGGAGGCUGGGGAAGAACAUGGAGCAGCGUCCACCUCCGCCACCACAGCACAGAGGAGGAAGAGGAGGAGGAAGAGGAGGAAGAGGAGGAGGAGGAGCAGGAGGAGGAGCAGGACCUGUGGAGCAGUGCUGAGAUGAGGAAACUCAUCUUUCCCAGAUCACACACUUCAGGAACAGGUGUCUCCUCCUCCCUGUGGUCCCCCCGUUGUCAUGGUAACCUGCGGCCUGGGGCGGAGACGUUGCGGCUGAGGGCGGGGCUCUUCUGUGUCUUCCCUUAUUUGGACGUGCGCUCCCUGCUGCUCGCCGCCGAGGUCUGCUCUGAUUGGAGGAUGGUCGCUCGGCACCCGGCGGUCUGGACCCGCCUCCGCCUGGAGGACGGACAAGUGUCCACCGAGUUCCUCAGUACUCUCUCUCAGUGGUGUACUCAGACUCAGUCGAUUGUUCUCAACAAUCUGAAACCUCGAAGUCGACGAAAUGACGAGACGCGAGAAGAUUACCUCAGGACCAUCCGGGGCAGCGUGGAGGCGGGGCUGGAGGCGGUCCUCCGGGCAGCAGGGGGCAGUCUGCUGUCCUUCUCCGUCUCUGACUGUCCUCACGUUGUGACCGAUCGCUGUCUGUGGCUCAUCAGCUGCUACAGCCGGAACCUGCUCAGCCUCCGGUACCGGAGUUCUACCGACCCUCCCGGUCCGGAGGUUCUCUGGGCCCUGGGCGCCGGCUGCAGGAGCCUCCGCAGCCUGCAGGUGGCGCCGGCUCCUCUCAGCCGGCAGCCGACCCGCUUCUCCAACCGCUGCCUGCAGAUGAUUGGCCGCUGCUGGCCACGCCUCCACACGCUCAGUGUGGGCGGGGCCGGCUGUGGGACUCCGGGAUUGGUCGCUGCCGUGCGGAGCUGCUCUGACCUGCAGGUGCUGGAGUUGGAGUGUAUUUCCGACCUUGGCCUGCAGGCGGCGACAGAGCUGUGCGCCGCCGGCCUGAAGAAGCUGCACACACUCGUCCUCACACACACUCCAGUCAGCGGACAGGCUGUCCUGCACUUCCACAGUGUGUGUCAGGACCUGCGGACUCUGGUGGUCCAGGUCUCGGCCUCAGAUUACUUUGAAGAUCCGGAAAGUGAAGAAGCUCAACAGCUGUUCAGAGAAAUCCUGGACACCCUGAAGGUCCUGCAGACCCGUCCAGGUCUCUGUGACGUCCUGCAGGUCAAAGCUGAAGGUUUCUCCUGACUGCAGAAC
Salarias fasciatus (jewelled blenny) is the source of this 2334-nucleotide messenger RNA. Its product is annotated as F-box only protein 41-like. Lineage: Eukaryota; Metazoa; Chordata; Actinopteri; Blenniiformes; Blenniidae. The record is from RefSeq and is a predicted model, not a curated record. Bases 1 to 2325 code for a protein of 774 amino acids. The transcript has 15 exons. Gene Ontology annotation, molecular function: protein binding.